Molecule: messenger RNA, 446 nt
Organism: Penaeus vannamei (Pacific white shrimp)
Lineage: Eukaryota; Metazoa; Arthropoda; Malacostraca; Decapoda; Penaeidae
Product: neuropeptide-like protein 31
Source: RefSeq, a predicted model, not a curated record
CGACAAGACGUUAAAUACACUGGUCCUUCCACCGUCUAUUGUUCGCUCAGGCAAUGAAUUUUUCUUUCACGUACACCUGGCUGGUGGCCUUGGCAACCCUCUUGGUUGUGAGCCAGUGUGAGAACCUCAUUGGAUAUGGCUACGGAGGUCCUCAUAGCAUUGGACAUGGCCUUUACGGAGGCUACGGCAGUCUGUACCGUGGAUAUGCUGGCUACAGAAGCGGCUAUGGAAGCGGAUUUGUGGGGAGAAGACAUGGAUUCGGAGGCGGGUACGGUGGAUACAGGGGAUACACAGGGCACGGCGGGUAUGGCGGGUACGGCGGGUAUGGAACUGCCAAGAGCUCCGUUUCGUUUAACCUCGGUGGACCUCGGGGUAUUUACGGUGGUCCUUAUGGGUAUGGAAAGUGAGUCAAGGGCAUGUAUUGAAUCCACGGAGUCUGUGUGAUG